AUGGUUGGUAAUUCGGCAAAGCUUCCUUCAAAAUUCGGCUAUUUUACCAAUGAGUAUCUGAAGGGUCAUCUUGAACAACAAAUGUCUGGUCAAAAUCUCAAUGCAUUAACGCUCCAAACGUCAGGUUUCGAUCACAAAGACUCGUUUCGAUGGCUAUGUGAAAAAGCCGGAGAAGUAACAACCGAGGAUGUUUGGUAUCACGACGGACUACUUGCAAACGUCAGAACGUAUUCUUCAGAAAAUCAAUUACCCGUCACCGAGCAAACCUACCGCAUUCAAAUGGCAAAAGGCGAUGACCAAGGAUUAAAACCACUGUGUAAAAGUGGUGGAGCAGCCCUCUUGGAGAAAAUUCUUCUCUAUGCUGGGGGUAACGAAAGUUUCAGCAAUCCACUAUGA
This is a messenger RNA of Enterobius vermicularis (human pinworm), 396 nucleotides long. The record is from the annotation of a GenBank genome assembly. Lineage: Eukaryota; Metazoa; Nematoda; Chromadorea; Rhabditida; Oxyuridae.